Molecule: messenger RNA, 1871 nt
Organism: Paraphaeosphaeria sporulosa
Lineage: Eukaryota; Fungi; Ascomycota; Dothideomycetes; Pleosporales; Didymosphaeriaceae
Exons: 3
Coding region: 69-1514 (481 amino acids)
Biological process (GO): negative regulation of transcription by RNA polymerase II; positive regulation of transcription by RNA polymerase II
Molecular function (GO): RNA polymerase II cis-regulatory region sequence-specific DNA binding; zinc ion binding; DNA-binding transcription factor activity, RNA polymerase II-specific
Source: RefSeq, a predicted model, not a curated record
CAUAUUUCCACAGUUGCUCAUACCUGCCUCCCCAGUGCUGCCCGGAGGCAGCACGUCCGCCAGAUAUCAUGGCAAACGGGUCAGGUAGCGGUGGCACAUCGCUGGCUCCGACGCCAACUCAUCCACACCACUUGUCCCGGGAACCGAGUCGAGAGGACGUAGAAAUGGCCGAGCAACUUAGCCAGUUGAAUCAGGUCCAGGACAACCGGACCUCAAGAAUAACUUCGCCUUCCCAAGCCCGGCAGGCUCCAACGCCGCCACCCCCACAUGCUCCUGAAAUCUACCACUCUCUGGAGGAUGCGCGGCCUAUGCGGGAAAGCGAGCAACCGGAGCAGCCCUCAUUACCAACGACUCCGGCAUCUCUUCCUCAGCCUAGUCUUGGUGCUGGAAAUGCGCUUAUUUCCGGCCAAGUCUGCAGCAACUGCGGAACCACGAAAACACCCUUGUGGCGGCGAUCGCCUGCUGGAGAAACCAUUUGCAAUGCUUGUGGUUUGUACCAGAAGGCGAGGAACCAAUCACGCCCAACUAAUCUCAAGCGUAACACCACAGGGCAGCCCAUUCUCCCCAUCCAUCAAAGUCCAGCAACAGGCCAAGGGCAUGACCGGAGCGCUUCACCAGGAGGCGCAGGCGUCUCGCCGAGACCAGCGACUUAUGUCGCAUCAGAUCACCAAGCCGCUGGAACUUGUCCUGGAGGCGGUAGAUGUAAUGGCAUGGGAGGCCAGCAGGGUUGCGGUGGAUGCCCUGCUUUUAACAAUCGUGUCUCCAAGACGGCACAAUUUGCGCUAGCACAGACGAGUGGCCCUUCUACUACUACUGGAAAUGACAGAGGAGCCCCAGUGGCGACGAACGCGAUCCCGGCUUGCCAAAAUUGCGGGACUACUGUAACACCUCUUUGGAGGAGAGACGAAGCUGGACAUACUAUCUGCAAUGCUUGUGGUCUCUACUAUAAGCUCCAUGGCGCACACCGCCCUGUCGAGAUGAAGAAACAAGAAAUCAAACGCCGGAAACGUAUCGUCCCAGCCGAUGGCAACAGCACACAAGCACCAUCGUCAGUCACCAGUUUCUCGCCCCAACCGCGUUCAAUGCAUACCCCGGCUUUCGAGCACUCGGUGUCACCCGACCCGUCAACCGCAAUUGAGUCGAGCGAACUUCCAUCGGGUAUCAGAGCCCCUGUGCCGGUUGAUUUUACCACCUACCAGGGCAGCGGUGCUCAGCUGGGACCUCCUUCGCCAAGAAAACGUAGCUUGAGCGCCACGCUAGAUGCGGACGAGAAACCUGCGACCCCAGCACCCCACCGACCGAAUCCCAUUUCGUCGAUUCUGAACCCGGCUGCAGCGCACGACACAAACAUUGACCCAUUGCUGUCAAGCCUCUCACAACGAAGUGCAGAUUCUCCAUCCGCUCCGCAAGAAGACAGAUCUGCCCGCAAAGAGAGGCUCAUGCGGGAGAUAGAAGUGAUGAGGCAAGAGCAGGCGAAACGUGAAAGAGAACUGCUGGAACUGGGCGAUGACUGACGAGUGUUGGAAAGAUGCUCAACAUCGGAACAGGCUGUACAACAAUAGAGAGGAGGACCCAAUCCCAUCGACAAAAGUAGAUGUGGACAUGCUACUCUCAUCGGCGUUUUUGGAAAACAUAUCCUUGACCCAUACCAGGGCAUGAACGUUCUUUACGGGACGACUCUUAUGAUCUCAAUGCGGCACAGGUCAGAUGAAAGCGGGGAGUUGCUAAUAUUGUAUAAGAAGCUUUCAAGCGUGGCGUAAGGUUCUAUCGGAGACUGUCAUUACGACAAACAAGGUCGAGAUCGGGAUAUAUAGGAUAUGCGCGAUACCGAUGUGCUGGUCAUCAAAAUGAAUCACAUACGAGUUACGAAU